Plasmodium gallinaceum is the source of this 489-nucleotide messenger RNA. RefSeq names its product thrombospondin-related sporozoite protein, putative (gene TRSP). The transcript has 3 exons. Gene Ontology annotation, biological process: signal transduction. Lineage: Eukaryota; Apicomplexa; Aconoidasida; Haemosporida; Plasmodiidae. Bases 1 to 489 code for a protein of 162 amino acids. The record is from RefSeq and is a predicted model, not a curated record.
AUGUUGAUAAAUAUCUCCAUAUACUUUUUCUUAUUAUAUUUAUUUAAAUCACACUUAAAUUCUAUUUUUGGUUACAAUGAUAAUCCUUCAAUAAAAUUUAUUGAACCAAACAAAUUAUUAUAUGAUGAUUCUGUUAUAAAAAAUAGAAUAUUAAAAGAAGACAAUCCUCAUUGUGAACAUUGGUCUGAGUGGACAAGUUGUUCAAAAACAUGUGAUGUUGGAGUUAAAAUGAGAGUAAAAACUAGUAGCAACAAGGAUUAUUUUGAAGAAUGUUCUAAAAUUAGUGAAACUAGUAUUUGUUUAUUAAGGAAAUGUUCUGAAUCUGAUUAUGAAGGAAAUGAAUAUGAAACAAAAAAUUACGAAAAAAAAAAAGAAAAAAAGAAUAGUAUUUUAAAAAAAUAUCUUUUAAUUUUUGGUAUUAUUUCUGUUGUUAAUAUUCUAUUGCUAUUAAUAUGUGUAAUUGUAUCACUUAAAAAAAAAAUUAUAUAA